AUGCCUCUCUUCAUCUGCCACUGCCCUGACUACCCCAACAACCUCGAGACGCGUCUCGCCAACCGUCCCGACCACCUGGCCGCCAGCGUCAAGGACAAGGAGGCUGGUAACUCUGUCUUCGGCCGUGCCUUCCUCUCGAACGAGGUCUCGACCCACACCGCCGGCUCGCCCCACGCCGACCAGCCCAAGGGCAUGGCCGGCUCGGUCAUGAUCUACCGCUACCCGACCCUCGAGGAUGCCUGGGCCCGUAUCAAGGCCGACAAGUACUGGACCGGCGGCGUCUGGGACAAGGAGAAGGUCACCGUCGAGGAGAUCAUUGGCAACCCCAUCGACGAGACCAUCAAGGUCCAGUAA
This is a messenger RNA of Apiotrichum porosum, 354 nucleotides long. RefSeq lists its product as uncharacterized. The coding region runs from base 1 to 354 and encodes 117 amino acids. The transcript has 2 exons. Lineage: Eukaryota; Fungi; Basidiomycota; Tremellomycetes; Trichosporonales; Trichosporonaceae. The record is from RefSeq and is a predicted model, not a curated record.